AUGCCCGACUCACCCCCGAAGCGCGUCAUCCUAGAGAAAUCCCGCACGGUGCGACGACGCUACCAACGCAGCAACAAACGCUUCCAGUACACCGCCUCCCAGAUCGCGCGGAUCGAACGCGAACAAGAACGCGAGAAACGCGCCCAGCAGCUGCGCGAGCGCGACAAGAAACGCGCCGCAAACAAGAAGAAGAAGGCAGAAAAAGAAGCCCAGGCGCGUGAGGAACGCCGGAAACUCGGCUUGCCGGAUCCGAAUGCUCCCAGCGUGCCGGCGAGUCAGCCGCUGCUUGUGAGUGUGAAUGGGAGUGAGGGUGAGGGUGGGAGUGCUACGGAGGUUUGGGAGGGUGACCUGGGGGGGUUUGGGAGCGACGAGGAGUUGGAGUUGGCGUUGAUGAAUGAGUCUUGGUCCGAGGAUGAGGACGAGGAUAAAGGCUGUGAGGCUGUGGGAUGCGACCAGGCCGAGAAGGACAACGACAGGGGUGAAGAGGAGGACGAGUUCCCUGAUUGCUCGAUCUUCGACGAUGAGGACAUCAUCAAAGAGAUCGAUGCUAUAGCUACGCCGCAGCGGCAGACCGAACAGCUACCUCUGAAGAAGUGGUCGGCGGCCGAAUCGUUCCAGGACGAGACGGCGCUGUUGCUGGAGGAGUUUGGUCAUGAGUGCCAUGAGUUCGACACGGACGACGAAUUCGAACAGGCGCUGGUUGAGCUGGAUGCGGUGUGA
Aspergillus heteromorphus CBS 117.55 is the source of this 720-nucleotide messenger RNA. RefSeq lists its product as uncharacterized. The transcript is spliced from 2 exons. NCBI's taxonomy places the organism in Eukaryota, Fungi, Ascomycota, Eurotiomycetes, Eurotiales, Aspergillaceae. Bases 1 to 720 code for a protein of 239 amino acids. The record is from RefSeq and is a predicted model, not a curated record.